Mus musculus (house mouse) is the source of this 5003-nucleotide messenger RNA. It is a transcript of the gene Birc2, whose product is annotated as baculoviral IAP repeat-containing 2. The record is from RefSeq and is a predicted model, not a curated record. Gene Ontology annotation, biological process: necroptotic process; regulation of non-canonical NF-kappaB signal transduction; proteasome-mediated ubiquitin-dependent protein catabolic process. Gene Ontology annotation, molecular function: identical protein binding; ubiquitin-protein transferase activity; ubiquitin protein ligase activity. NCBI's taxonomy places the organism in Eukaryota, Metazoa, Chordata, Mammalia, Rodentia, Muridae. Gene Ontology annotation, cellular component: cytoplasm; nucleoplasm; cytosol. Bases 2643 to 4481 code for a protein of 612 amino acids. The transcript has 7 exons.
CGCGUUCCAACUUGCGGUGCGCGUCUGCUGACGUCACCUCAACGGCCCGCUGGCCGCAGGGGCUUUUGGGAAGGCUGCGGAUCAACAAUCAGGCGCCUCUGCUUCCAGGGCGCCGGGGGCCUGACUCGGUGGUGAGUGCGGCUGCCUUCGUCAGGACGGGCGAGCGUGGCUCUCGACGGCUGGGCGGGCUAGCUGACUCCUCCUUCGGCCCGGAAGGCAGUUCUCAGGGCCGCCCGACCCCCGCUCCCUGCCUAAGUCCUUGGGCUUGGACUUGUAUAACAGUUUUGCUUUCUUUUCCUUUCGGUUUAUUUUUUCAGUCAACCCAGGCUAGUCUCGAAUUUGCGGCAAUCCUCCUGCCUCCAAUCGUUCUAGGUGCUGGGAUUACUGGUGUGCAGCACCUCGGCUGUCUCUUCAGAUUUUCUGCAGGUUUUUAAGCUUUAAGCCCGCGGCAUUUAAUGCCUUUAAACUAAGUUGUGCGGCAGGGGGAUGACGGUUGUCACAUCAGUUACUACUUGUCCCCAGUAGUCGUGUGAGAGGUUUGGUUUAACUGGGAAAGGUGUUCUCCAUUCUUGUCUCUCCAAGCUACGUGUCGCCCCCCUGCAGUGGGCGUAGAGCCGUGUCGGUUGGGUGCUUGCUGGCGUUGUAACAGCUAGUGUAGUUAGGCCACACGGGUAGUGGUAGCUUUGUUCAGGCCACUGCUUUACCGGCACUUGUACUUUUUUGGUUUUGAGAUGUUACCUGUGGUGGUUAGGGAAUGGUUGUCCUUCACGGAUUCCGUUUAUGAGCUCUUCCCGGUGCCUUUAUCUUGGCUAAUUUAGCCCUGGCUAGUUCAAAUGUUCUGUCCGGCAGGAGCGUUUCAUUCCGCAUCUGUCUUCCAAGUGUUGAGAUUAAAAUUGCAAGUAUACCUCGGGAAUCCUCAGGAAAUAUUUAUAUUUUAAUAUAAUAGAAAAUAUCGUAUAUAUUAUUUAUUUUAUAUUGUAUUAUAACUUAACAUAUGUUUAUGUGUAUAAAUAUAUUUUAUAUGUACUUAUAUCUGUAUUAUAUAUUUCAAUUAAAUGUUUUAAUAGAAUAUAAAAGUAUAUAUAAUUUUUUUCUUGUGAUUAAACUUAGGGUUCUUUACCUGCAAGGCAAGUGCUCUAACAUGGAGCUAUAUCAGUAGCCUUACAGACUACCUUUCCACUAUUUAUGGUGCCUUUUGUCUCCAGUGAAGUGCAUAUCAAAAUAUCUUUAAAUCAGAAAACGAAAAGAGCCUGGUGGUAGUGUGGUCCUAGCACUUGGAAGGCUGAAGCAAGAGAAUUCCAAAAAGUUUUAAAACCAGCUUGGGUUAUAUUGACUUUCUAGCCAGCCUAGUCUACAGAAUAAGACCCUGUCCCUUAAAAAAAAAAAAAGUUCAUGAAGUAUAGUACAUUUUUUUCUAAUAGUAAAUAAAUAAUAUAUAAAAGGAACAAACUUGAAAAUCGGGGGCCAGUUUUUGACAAAUGGAAAUGUCCAUUGUUUUCAAAGUUUUAAUUUUUAAACUAUACUGAGCUAUGCAUUUUAAAGACAAGCAUAACUAGUACUUUGAGAAUGCUUUUGCAGUGGUGUGUUUUGAUUUAGACCCUUUCUAAGUAGACUGGUUGGGUGAGGAACUGCUGUAGUCAAGAUUUGUUAUCUAGAGUGUGUCAUUUUUAGACAUUACUGAAUAAAUUGAUGAUGACAAUUCUGUGUAAUUAGUUUUCUAAAAUAUUUUUUUUUCUUUCAGAUUGAUAGUCCUCAAGAGUCUUCAUGUUCUCUUAUGUUUUUCUAGAAAUCAGCCCACUCAUGGACAUCUGAACAUUUCUAUAAGACGCUGCGGUUUGCUUUGCAGUGUGUUCUUGUGUAUGAUUAGUUAUAUAAAAUACGAAGUUUUCAAAAAGAAGGCUAGUGCAACAGAAAAGCUUUGCUAAAACAGAUUCUUAGUUAUUUGAGGUAACAAAAGAAAGCCAUGUCUUGAAUUGAUUCGUUCUUAAUUAUAACAGACUUAUAGUGGAAAGGGCCUUAAACACAGGCGGACUUUAUAAAAUGCAGUCUUAGGUUUAUGUGCAAAAUACUGUCUGUUGACCAGAUGUAUUCACAUGAUAUAUACAGAGUCAAGGUGGUGAUAUAGAAGAUUUAACAGUGAGGGAGUUAACAGUCUGUGCUUUAAGCGCAGUUCCUUUACAGUGAAUACUGUAGUCUUAAUAGACCUGAGCUGACUGCUGCAGUUGAUGUAACCCACUUUAGAGAAUACUGUAUGACAUCUUCUCUAAGGAAAACCAGCUGCAGACUUCACUCAGUUCCUUUCAUUUCAUAGGAAAAGGAGUAGUUCAGAUGUCAUGUUUAAGUCCUUAUAAGGGAAAAGAGCCUGAAUAUAUGCCCUAGUACCUAGGCUUCAUAACUAGUAAUAAGAAGUUAGUUAUGGGUAAAUAGAUCUCAGGUUACCCAGAAGAGUUCAUGUGACCCCCAAAGAGUCCUAACUAGUGUCUUGGCAAGUGAGACAGAUUUGUCCUGUGAGGGUGUCAAUUCACCAGUCCAAGCAGAAGACAAUGAAUCUAUCCAGUCAGGUGUCUGUGGUGGAGAUCUAGUGUCAAGUGGUGAGAAACUUCAUCUGGAAGUUUAAGCGGUCAGAAAUACUAUUACUACUCAUGGACAAAACUGUCUCCCAGAGACUCGGCCAAGGUACCUUACACCAAAAACUUAAACGUAUAAUGGAGAAGAGCACAAUCUUGUCAAAUUGGACAAAGGAGAGCGAAGAAAAAAUGAAGUUUGACUUUUCGUGUGAACUCUACCGAAUGUCUACAUAUUCAGCUUUUCCCAGGGGAGUUCCUGUCUCAGAGAGGAGUCUGGCUCGUGCUGGCUUUUAUUAUACAGGUGUGAAUGACAAAGUCAAGUGCUUCUGCUGUGGCCUGAUGUUGGAUAACUGGAAACAAGGGGACAGUCCUGUUGAAAAGCACAGACAGUUCUAUCCCAGCUGCAGCUUUGUACAGACUCUGCUUUCAGCCAGUCUGCAGUCUCCAUCUAAGAAUAUGUCUCCUGUGAAAAGUAGAUUUGCACAUUCGUCACCUCUGGAACGAGGUGGCAUUCACUCCAACCUGUGCUCUAGCCCUCUUAAUUCUAGAGCAGUGGAAGACUUCUCAUCAAGGAUGGAUCCCUGCAGCUAUGCCAUGAGUACAGAAGAGGCCAGAUUUCUUACUUACAGUAUGUGGCCUUUAAGUUUUCUGUCACCAGCAGAGCUGGCCAGAGCUGGCUUCUAUUACAUAGGGCCUGGAGACAGGGUGGCCUGUUUUGCCUGUGGUGGGAAACUGAGCAACUGGGAACCAAAGGAUGAUGCUAUGUCAGAGCACCGCAGACAUUUUCCCCACUGUCCAUUUCUGGAAAAUACUUCAGAAACACAGAGGUUUAGUAUAUCAAAUCUAAGUAUGCAGACACACUCUGCUCGAUUGAGGACAUUUCUGUACUGGCCACCUAGUGUUCCUGUUCAGCCCGAGCAGCUUGCAAGUGCUGGAUUCUAUUACGUGGAUCGCAAUGAUGAUGUCAAGUGCUUUUGUUGUGAUGGUGGCUUGAGAUGUUGGGAACCUGGAGAUGACCCCUGGAUAGAACACGCCAAAUGGUUUCCAAGGUGUGAGUUCUUGAUACGGAUGAAGGGUCAGGAGUUUGUUGAUGAGAUUCAAGCUAGAUAUCCUCAUCUUCUUGAGCAGCUGUUGUCCACUUCAGACACCCCAGGAGAAGAAAAUGCUGACCCUACAGAGACAGUGGUGCAUUUUGGCCCUGGAGAAAGUUCGGAAGAUGUCGUCAUGAUGAGCACGCCUGUGGUUAAAGCAGCCUUGGAAAUGGGCUUCAGUAGGAGCCUGGUGAGACAGACGGUUCAGCGGCAGAUCCUGGCCACUGGUGAGAACUACAGGACCGUCAAUGAUAUUGUCUCAGUACUUUUGAAUGCUGAAGAUGAGAGAAGAGAAGAGGAGAAGGAAAGACAGACUGAAGAGAUGGCAUCAGGUGACUUAUCACUGAUUCGGAAGAAUAGAAUGGCCCUCUUUCAACAGUUGACACAUGUCCUUCCUAUCCUGGAUAAUCUUCUUGAGGCCAGUGUAAUUACAAAACAGGAACAUGAUAUUAUUAGACAGAAAACACAGAUACCCUUACAAGCAAGAGAGCUUAUUGACACCGUUUUAGUCAAGGGAAAUGCUGCAGCCAACAUCUUCAAAAACUCUCUGAAGGAAAUUGACUCCACGUUAUAUGAAAACUUAUUUGUGGAAAAGAAUAUGAAGUAUAUUCCAACAGAAGACGUUUCAGGCUUGUCAUUGGAAGAGCAGUUGCGGAGAUUACAAGAAGAACGAACUUGCAAAGUGUGUAUGGACAGAGAGGUUUCUAUUGUGUUCAUUCCGUGUGGUCAUCUAGUAGUCUGCCAGGAAUGUGCCCCUUCUCUAAGGAAGUGCCCCAUCUGCAGGGGGACAAUCAAGGGGACUGUGCGCACAUUUCUCUCAUGAGUGAAGAAUGGUCUGAAAGUAUUGUUGGACAUCAGAAGCUGUCAGAACAAAGAAUGAACUACUGAUUUCAGCUCUUCAGCAGGACAUUCUACUCUCUUUCAAGAUUAGUAAUCUUGCUUUAUGAAGGGUAGCAUUGUAUAUUUAAGCUUAGUCUGUUGCAAGGGAAGGUCUAUGCUGUUGAGCUACAGGACUGUGUCUGUUCCAGAGCAGGAGUUGGGAUGCUUGCUGUAUGUCCUUCAGGACUUCUUGGAUUUGGAAUUUGUGAAAGCUUUGGAUUCAGGUGAUGUGGAGCUCAGAAAUCCUGAAACCAGUGGCUCUGGUACUCAGUAGUUAGGGUACCCUGUGCUUCUUGGUGCUUUUCCUUUCUGGAAAAUAAGGAUUUUUCUGCUACUGGUAAAUAUUUUCUGUUUGUGAGAAAUAUAUUAAAGUGUUUCUUUUAAAGGCGUGCAUCAUUGUAGUGUGUGCAGGGAUGUAUGCAGGCAAAACACUGUGUAUAUAAUAAAUAAAUCUUUUUAAAAAGUG